Messenger RNA from Limulus polyphemus (Atlantic horseshoe crab), 2643 nucleotides. Its product is annotated as otoancorin-like. The record is from RefSeq and is a predicted model, not a curated record. The transcript is spliced from 11 exons. Lineage: Eukaryota; Metazoa; Arthropoda; Merostomata; Xiphosura; Limulidae. Gene Ontology annotation, cellular component: cell surface. Gene Ontology annotation, biological process: cell-matrix adhesion. Bases 129 to 1448 code for a protein of 439 amino acids.
GAGCUACUCAAGAAACGCUAACAGAUGGACAAGUCUUGUCCCUGGGGAGUCUGUUGUUGUCACUCCAUCCUUCUGAGAUCUCUCGAAUCCCACCGGAAACCCUGGAAACGGCAUUAAAUACUUUGAAGAUGAGUGGCUAUGGUGAUGAACUCUGUUUCGACUUGGAAAUGAGUGAUUCGAUUCGGAAACAAUUACAAAAAGUACACGGAAUGACCACUACUGGAGUUCGAUGUCUAGGAUGUUUCCUGAUGACUAUGAAUGAACAAGAGUUGUCGCAGAUCCCGGAUAAUGUUCUUGCUGACCUCUCCAAAGAUCUGAGCAGCUGUUGGAACGACAUGAUGAAAAUGUCAGAGUCUACGAAGAUGGGUUUGUGCAUGGCCGAAAUUACCGAGGAUGAACGCAACACCCUCAUGAACCAGAAGAAAAGAUUAUGGAAGCGAGUUAACCAAGCUAAGCAAAAGGUAGCAGAAGACUUCCUGAAAGAACAGACUUCUGAUUAUCGGAGUAAACGAGAAACUUCUCGACUUACUUGCUCCGUUAUAGAAGCAACAGGCUCGGUUGCAGGCUUCUCUGUAGCUGAAUUACAAACGUUGUCCGAGAACGAGGUUCAAAUGUGUUUAUAUCUCUUAGGCAAGGACGAACUCGAAGAAAAACAGAUUGAGGUGUUAUGGCCAAAGGUUAAAAUGGCCUAUGGUAGUGUAAGUAAUUUAACCGAAGACGAAAUUCUUCUCCUUGGCUACCUCACGAAAGGUUUUUCAGAAACGGAUAUCAACGAACUUCCACUUACAGCGUCAUCUAUAGAGGAAUUUGGCAAAUACUGGGAUUUGAGUGAAUCGCAGCUCAAAUGUCUUGCUAACAAAACGAAACAAACUCUUGGCCGUUACCUUAGCAACUACGUAUCGACCCAGCUCGCCAGUCUUGGACAUAUAUUAUGUGGAAUGAGCCAAGAAGACAUAAACUCCAUUAAUGACAGCGUGUUUAGGGAGAGUAUCAAUGCCCUGGGCCAAUUACAGGAAUGUCCAUCUGAAGUGAUGCAGACUCUAGCUAAUAAAGCUACAAAGACAACGGUAUACGGUUCACCAAAUGAAUGGAGCUCAGCUAUUGUGUAUUCUUUAGGUGGAUUAAUAGCUGGCCUUUCGGCUGAUGAAUUGAAGAAGAUUCCAGCAGAGAGCAUGAAAGGUGUCACCCCUCAAGCUGUGUCAGUUUUAGAGCCGGGGGUCAUGAAGGUACUGACAACCCCUCAGCUUAAUCAUCUCAGUUACGACAGUUUAGCAGCCAUCACGUCUGACCAAUUGAAACAGUUGUCACCCGAACAGCAAGAGGCUAUUUACAGUGCACGUUACAGGAGCAGUGACCAACAGGAUAACGGUCAUAACGAACUUGCUGGAACCCUACCACUCGUCAUCUGUGCCGUCCUGGUGGUUUAUUACAAAACUAAUAUAGCCUGAGAUUAAGAACAAAAAUCUCAUCAAACCAAGCUUAACUUUCACAUGGCACGUUACAAUAGAAACCUUUGUGUUGUAAUGGCUUUAUAUAUUACUGACUGUACAAUAUAUUUUUCUAAUGAAGCAGAUAUAUAUAUAUAUUAGCUCUCUCUCUCUCACACACACACACACACGUAAACUGACAAUGUUAAAUGAAGCACCCAACACCCGAAGAUAAUGCUGCUGUCUCUGUUUGGAUAUCAUUCCCAAGAUAAGCAGAGCAGGCACGCUGUUAUUCAGAAUUAACCAGUUAAUCUUGUAAUAAAAAACGGAAGUCGCCGAGAUAUAUUUCGAUUACGACGUUUCGUCACUGUGACAGACAAUAAACAAGGUCUGAAAUUGAUUAGGUAGUUAGAAAGGCUUUAUUAUACGAAUUAUUAUCUAAUUCACCAUACACUUGCAUUCUAGUUCGAUGGUUAAAAUUCACACGUUGUUUAAUCUGCUAUUGUUAAAGAAUAGUUUCAAAUUUUAAUAUUUUUCUUCAUAUAAUGUAUUAAAAUUUCUUAAUAUAUUUAUUGUGCUGCCAUCUAGUGAUAGGAACUACGAAUAUAGUAUCCGUUGAAUGAGGGACUUUCUGGAGUAAUUGUCUUUCCAAUUUCAGAAAUAGAUAAUGAUAAUUAGCUUGAAUACUGUGAGCAUAACUUUUCGUUGUAAAACCAUUUUAUUGAUAUUAUAUCUACAGAGCUUUCGUUGAAUAAACGUAUUCAAGAUCAGAAAAAGUGAGAUGGCUUUUUAUUUAACCCAUACUUUUCAACACAGAUAUGCUGAAUCUAACAAAAUAUAGCAUGUGUCAUUUCUGUUAAUCCGUAUAGCUUAUAAAAGAAUUGUUAUUCAAUAACCACGCCCUUUAAAUAAUUUAGUUGCCAUAGUAAUAUGAAGUACUUUGUAUCUAAGGGAACAAUAAUACAUGGAGUAAAAAAUAUUGUCAUUUUCUCAUAUCCUAGAAGUACAUUUUUAUAUGUAAUAUUGUAGUUUAUUCUAAAAGCGUCAUGGCAAGAACUGAAAGAUUGUUUUUUUUUUUAUAAAAUGUUGAUUUCUUCUAUAUUGACUCUUUGAGGCAAUAAAUGAACCCAUUAAUUUCUUGACCACAACAAUAUAAAGUAGUUAUCACAGUACCAAAAUUGUCUUAUUUUCCUCUUAAACACCAGACAAUCAUUAA